Messenger RNA from Penicillium alfredii, 429 nucleotides. RefSeq lists its product as uncharacterized. Lineage: Eukaryota; Fungi; Ascomycota; Eurotiomycetes; Eurotiales; Aspergillaceae. Bases 1 to 429 code for a protein of 142 amino acids. The transcript has 2 exons. The record is from RefSeq and is a predicted model, not a curated record.
AUGGGAGUCAAGAAGAGCAAAGUGGACGGUCGAGAGACCCAAGAUGAGAGAGAAUGGGAGAGACCCGGAUGUUCGAAAGAGCCGAAGCAGAGUGAGGUGGAGAUGGGAAAUUUUCAACCCAAGAGAAAGGGAGAUCCCAACAGUGCGCGCGUGCCAGUUGGCGCUGGGGCGUGGCUACGACCCCUCACACCCGAUCCCUGGGACCCUCUCGGCGAGGUCUUUGGGCGCAGAAAGAUUGGCCGACGCAAUACGCUUGCUGACAGCGCCCCUCAGUGGAUUCGGGCUGCAUUUUGGACUGGAUUCAAGGUGGCAUGGCUUGCCCUACGGCCAACAGGGAAUCCUGAGAGGAUGGCUCUCUUUGCUAGCGCUUUCGUCGACAAGGACAUUCGAGAAGCCCGCUUCGACGGUGGCGUGUCAGAUGUCGGUUGA